AUGAAUCUCAAGCUUCUUUUCAUUGCUGUAACCUUCGUGUCGCUUGCAGGACUAGUUCAAGGUCUCAAGGUGUUUGUCGCGUACAAGAGAAUCAUCACUGCAAUGCAAGCUAUGCAAGUUUGUCAGCGGCAGGGCGGACACCUAGCAUCGAUCGAGUCCGCUGCCGAGCAUGAACAGGUAAUAGCCGCCAUCACUGCACCUGGAUACCCGAUCGAUGGUAAAUUCUGGCUGAUCGGAGGAACCGACCGUGGCAUCGAGGGUGAAUGGAUAUGGAUGGGCGUGGACAAGGAGAUGAAGUACAAAAAUUUUCGCAGUGGCGAACCGAACAACUUUCAAAACCAGGAUUGUCUGAUGAUUACCGGUGCUGGAGAGUUCAAGCAAUGGGAUGAUGUUGGGUGUGACAUUAAUUGCCAUGGUUUCGUGUGCGCGUAUGAAGUUUCGUAG
This is a messenger RNA of Anopheles maculipalpis, 444 nucleotides long. RefSeq names its product perlucin-like protein. Bases 1 to 444 code for a protein of 147 amino acids. The record is from RefSeq and is a predicted model, not a curated record. Lineage: Eukaryota; Metazoa; Arthropoda; Insecta; Diptera; Culicidae. Gene Ontology annotation, molecular function: signaling receptor activity. The transcript is spliced from 2 exons.